Trametes versicolor FP-101664 SS1 is the source of this 2894-nucleotide messenger RNA. RefSeq lists its product as uncharacterized. The coding region runs from base 107 to 2734 and encodes 875 amino acids. The record is from RefSeq and is a predicted model, not a curated record. The transcript has 2 exons. Gene Ontology annotation, biological process: mRNA processing. Gene Ontology annotation, molecular function: mRNA binding. Gene Ontology annotation, cellular component: exon-exon junction complex. NCBI's taxonomy places the organism in Eukaryota, Fungi, Basidiomycota, Agaricomycetes, Polyporales, Polyporaceae.
CGAGCUCUCUGCUAUCCUUCUCGCCUCGUUCCUUCUUCGCACCACGUUUUACCGACCAAGCUUUGCUCUACCAACAUAACCAAAAACUCAGUAACGCCACCCUGCCAUGCCAACCGCUGUCUCUGCCUCCGCUACGAACUCGCGCAAGCCCAUUGAACGAUCCCUGUCGAAUCCGGUCCCGAGGAAGCGGCGUGCCGUGAAGAGGAGAGGCCGGGCGAAGGAUGAGUUCGAAAGCGACGACGAAAUCGAACGGGAGGUCAGGACAGACUCGGAGUCCGAUGAUGACCACUCCUCGAUUGAUUCAGAGUCGGACUCAGAGUCCUCGUCCGACGAUCUCCACGCAGAUGCCCACUCCGAGGUCGUAACUCCUAGCACGACCCAAAGUCCCCCGCCCGUGGCGCGCGAAGGCCUGCCCCGCGGUCCUGCCAAGGAUCCCGCGGCGAGUCACACUGCCCUCUUCUCGGACACGACCAACUGGGCAGAGAUGGUAGCGGACGAGGCGACGAACGGGGCGUCCAGCUUGCCUGUCAUCGAUUUUGCUGACAUGGAUGCUGCCCGCCUUGAAUCCACCGCUCCACCUCCUGCCCCUGCCCCUCGCGCGCGCAAAAGCAACAAGUCCGGAAAGAAGGCGGCUGCCCGCUCGACCUCCGCUCCUCCCCGUCCCGAUCCUGUCCCUACUUCCGAAGCAGCGGUCUCUGAGGAGCCCGACGCUCGUGAGGAAGAGCCGUCCGCGUCCACUUCCCGGGAACCCGAGUCGUCCCAGUCCGCGCUCCCGGGACGCUCGCGCAUGCAAUCCGCCCGACAAGCAUACCAGCAACGCCUCGAACAGGAUCCCUCCUUCGUUCCGAAAGUAGGAGAGUUCUGGGGACAUGACGAUCGUCUCCUAGACAAGGAGUUCCGCAGCCUGAGCGGUUGGUGGCGUGGACGGUGGCAGUCUCGGGGCCGCGGUCGUGGAGGUUUCAGCCUCCGGGGUCGUGGUCGCGGUGGCUUUUUCCCUCCGCGCGGAUCGGGAUACGAGCAGGAGGACGGUCAGGUGGCCACCGAGCCCCCGGUUGAGGAGGUCCCUCCUGUGGAUCGCCAGUGGACUCAUGACGGGUUUGAAGAGAUGAAGAAACGGGAUGAACGGCGUCGCACGAUACAGGAGAAGCAGCAGCUGCCACCUCAAGCAGCACCCGCGCGUGGGUUCGGGUUCCGCAGGAGAGAUUUCGUCCCUGGGCGCGGGAGAGGUGGCUUUGGGCGUAGUGAUGCGAUAUCCCCACCGACGUCGCAGCGCCCAUUAUCAAGUGCAUCAAUGGGAGAACGCGUGUGGUAUGCGCAGAAGCCGGAACGGAUGUGGACAAAACAGAACGACAUCUUCCUGUACAACGACGCCGCUACCAAGCCGCGCCCAGGCGUGGGUGCCGGCGUCCGAGUUAAGCUUCCCGGCUCGAAGGACUCUUCCAUCGUUCGGCUACCCCCACGCAAUCAUACUCAUUCCUCCGACAAACACGAGCCUGCAUCAUCGGCUCAGGAUGAAGGGGAGAAGGCGUUCACCGUCCGACUUCCGCCCCGUGCUGGGAAGGAGAAGGCCGUCGAAGAGCCACCUGCUGUAGAGCCCGUGGCGACCGAGGUUGUUGCAACUACCGUGGAGGAGCUUUCCAUCGAGGAGAUAUUCACCGUCCGCCCCCACGUUGUGGCAAACCGCCGCGUCGAUCUCUUUGUUCCGUCGACGUCCGCGUCCGAGGACUGGCGGCAUCGUCCAAUGGUACCGGAGGCACCCUCACCAAUCCAACCAUCGUCAUCAUCCUCGGGUGCCACCGCUGAAGCCUCUCGCAAUGCCAUCGAGGACAUUCUAUCGACUACAUCCGUCGCCGGUGGCAGGACGUCGCCUAGUCCACAAAUUCAGGAGACCAUCCUACGCAAUCCGCCCACGUCGGAAGAGGAACCCAUCGGUGCCGUUCCCGCGCCGGUGGAGGAGCCGCAGCCACAACGUCCGAUACCACCAGUGCUCCAUCCCCUGCAGACCAGCUUUUCUCCCGUGCCGCCGACGUCGCCACCUUACGGAUCUCCGUACGGCUAUGCCCCCGCGCUACCACCUGGUGUUGCCGUCAAUCACCAGGGAAUGGCUUACGAGUACGCGACGGGCCGCCCUGUGUAUAUCCAACCAACCCCUCCGCCGAUGUUCACCCCGCGUCCGAUGAUGCACGGACAUCACCCAUCGCUGGGCGUUCCGUUCGUCCCGUCACACCUCCGCCACCAUUCAUCCGCUUCCCCCGAUUACCUUGCUCACCCGCAUCCUCCGCACACGCCGCCUGUCGCCUCGUUUGUCGACCCUGCGACUGGCGUCCCCAUCUUUGCGCCGGCACGUCAAACAAGUCGCAUCGAGAUCCGUGCUCCGACGGAUGCCUCUGAUGGCAAGAAGUCAAGACCGUCUCACCAGCGGAGCGGGCUCUCGACUUCUAGCAUCUCCGCCGCCGACGCCCCUCAUCAGCCCACCUACUUCCAGCCGCAGCCCUCAUACGGUAGCGAGCAGCCGUCCGCGGAGCAGGUGGAGGCUUCGCAGCAGCCUGCUGAGUACUCCCAGGCGCCACCGAUGGACCCCUCUGCGGCUUACGCCCCUUACCCCCAGCCGUACUACUACCCCGAGCAGUACGGCUACGCGCCAUAUGUAGACAUGUCGCAGCAGGUCAUGCAUUACGAUAUGUACCCUCCCGAGCACCACCCCUCCCACUCUCAGCCUGUUGUCUAUUACUAGCCGUCUCGCACUGUCAUCGUCCCUCUGUCCUACAUUUGCUCUAUCAUGUGCUGUUUGUUACACACGCUUGGACCCGCCAGGUCGCGUUUUUGUUCCCCCUGUCACGGUUGUUCCCAUUUCACCCCCUACUCUGCCCCCAUACGUCGCUACGACUCCCGCG